Molecule: messenger RNA, 1244 nt
Organism: Brassicogethes aeneus
Lineage: Eukaryota; Metazoa; Arthropoda; Insecta; Coleoptera; Nitidulidae
Source: the annotation of a GenBank genome assembly
CGACCACAAUACAGUGUACGUAAAUAAAGUGGUGGGGGAGACGGAACGAGCGCUUCGACAACAGCACACUUGACUGAAUCAGCCGGAGCUUUCCAUUGCUCUCUUGAAACUGAAAGGAGCGACAUCAAAAACCGGCGAGGAACCAAAACUUCAGCACAACAAUUUCUCGCUAAAUUGUGAUAUUACGAGUAACUUAAAUUUUAUUAUACCGGACAUUCAAUUAUUAUUAUUAUUAUAGUGUUUUAACUGAGUAGUGCUAAGUGUUAUUGAAUUGUGAUAAAAAUGGACUUAAUUUGCAACGAGCAGGCCGAAAAUGAAAACCAGGCCUACGACGAUAAAAACCUUCUACAAGACAGAGUAUUAAAAAGGCUUCUGAAGGACGAGGACCGCUACUGCAUACAGUAUUCGAACAACUUUAGGUCCAUACAAACCGAAGUCACAGUGGAUAUGAGAAAAACUGUAGCAGAGUGGAUGAUGGAGGUUUGCGAAGAGCAAAAAUGCCAAGACGAAGUGUUCAACCUGGCCAUGAACUACAUGGAUCGAUUUCUAAUGUGUUGUCGCAUCAAAAAAAAUCAGUUACAGUUGUUAGGUACGGCGUGCAUGCUGAUCGCAUCGAAAUUAAGGGAACCGCGCCCUCUAUCCGGAGAAAUGUUAGUGUAUUAUACGGACCAUAGUGUUACCAAGGAACAACUUUGGAGUUGGGAACUUCUAGUCUUGAAAACCUUAAAGUGGGACAUUUCCGCAGUGACCCCGCAGGCUUUCCUCAAACAUAUUCUUAGUAGGCUGGCCGUCGAAGAGGUCGGAGUUAGCCUGGAAAUGGUUAUCAGCCAUGCGAAGACGCUUGUCACCUUGUGUGCAAGAGAAUUCGAGUUUUCCAUGUACCAUCCGAGUAUAAUAGCAUGCGCCAGUAUAUCGUCUGCAUUGUGUGGAGUCGGGUGGCUUGGAAAAAGCCAAAACACGUUAGAAACGCUAUUAGACCACUUAUAUAGGAUAACAUCUAUCGAGAAAGAUUACAUCCAGGAAUGCCUCAGGAAAAUAGACGACAUGGUCCGCAGCUCGGCGAGGCAGUUCUACCAAAGUCAAAACAAAGAUUUAUUAGAAUCAGAAGAAACGUUCAGGCCGAACGAGUUUACGCCGCCGCCCAGCAAAAUAGAAGAACACAGCGCCACCUUGACGCCAACGGACGUACAAAACGUCCACUUCUAGUGCUGACGUAUAGAUGGCGCUUGAAGCGUCGCGGAUAC